Helianthus annuus (common sunflower) is the source of this 900-nucleotide messenger RNA. RefSeq lists its product as uncharacterized. Bases 1 to 900 code for a protein of 299 amino acids. Lineage: Eukaryota; Viridiplantae; Streptophyta; Magnoliopsida; Asterales; Asteraceae. The transcript has 4 exons. The record is from RefSeq and is a predicted model, not a curated record.
AUGCUUGUGGGAAGUUCCAUAGUGGCGAAUGCCAUCCUGGAAGAUUACAAGGUGUUGGGUCACAGGGAGGAGGAGGCUGCGCGCUUGCGGGCCGAGGCGGAGGAGUUGGUCAAGGUUGCUCGUGCGGGUGCAGAGCAGCUUGAUAGGGCUGAUUUUGAAAAGCAGAAGCAAACCGAGGAGUGGCUGCGACUGCUGAGCUCAAACAUGUUCGAGUUGACGAAUUCCAAGGCAGCGAAUGCUGCUUUGGGCAAGGAGAAGGCUGAGGCGAUUGCUGUUAAAGCCCAGCAGGCGGAGGCCCGGGCUGUAAAGGCGCUUGAAGAGGCCAAAGAGGCGGGGGCCCGUGCUGCAAAGGCUUUUGAAGAGGCCAAGGAGAGGGAGAGCCGUGCUUCUAAGGCUCUUGAAGAGGCGAAUGCUGAGCGCACCCGUUUGAAUCAGGUUGUUGGCAGCCUUCAGGCUGAGGUGCAGACUCGCGAGGCCCAGCUUACGAAGAUUACUGCCCGCAUGACUGUAGCUGAACAGCGGGCUAACGAGGCUGUCGAGAUUGUUAAAGCUAUCAUGGACGCGCGUGAGACCGUAACUGGUAUAGACUUGAUUAAGCAGCGUGCCCGUGUUGCUGGUUUUAAAGCUGGUUAUAACCGCUGCAUCGGCCAUAUAAACGUCAUGUCUAAAGGCGGCUACACUAAUGAACGGUCCGGGUUUCGUGAUAUGGACACCGAAGCGCUUCUUGAGGCGGCCGUUGCAUCAUUUUAUGACAUGUCUCUCUCUUCUGUUGAGAAGCUUGAUGAAUGCUUAGAUGCAGCGGAUUAUGUAGACCGGUUGCGGAUGCUGUAUGCCGAUGCGGAAGAGGAAAACACUGCUGGUGACGGCCAAGAUGGCACAGGUACCAGUGGUACAAAAUAG